AUGCUCAGGGCCGCGUGCAGGCCGCGAUUGAAUGCUCCUGCAUCACUGCUGCUCUCACCUGGCGCCACCCUCCAGCCAAGACACGCUCAGAGCCGGUCAUUUACUGGUGGCCAACUCCUGACAGGAGUUCAGACCGGCUUUGAGGCGGGCCUCCAGACGGCUCAGCAUGUCAUCGUCUCCUUCCACGGUGCCAGCGGUCUGUCCUGGGCCAUCACAAUCCCUCUGGUGGCCCUGGGCGUGAACCUCCUUUUCCGGCUCCCUUUCACAGCGCACAGCGACCUGCUUGCGCACCGCCGCUCCAAGGCUGUGCCGGUGUUGCAAGCGUGGCAGGCUCGUCUUUUGCGGGAGGCCGUCCGGGAGAAGGUGCCCUCGGACAAGAUCAAGGAUGUUGUCACCAAACGCACGGAACGCGAAACCAGGAGAUUGUAUGCCGCACUGGGUCUGCAAUCGUGGAAGCUGUGGACCGUUUUGAUGGGCGUGCCGGGCUGGAUGAUGAGUCUCGGGGCCAUCAGACGGCUUUGCACGGGGGCAGGGGCUGCAGACCCGGCCGGCGCUGUAGCUACCGGCUCUGCUGCUCUGGGCCCGGCCGACCACGCCGCAUCAGUCUCAGCCCUGGCCGAUGCUGCAUCGCACACUGCCCAGUCGACAUUUGCUGCCGAAGGGAUGCUCUGGUUCACGGACCUCACCGCUGCUGACCCCUACUAUAUCCUUCCGUUCUGCUUUGCCGCAUUGACUGCCGUCAACGCGUGGCCGCAAAACAAGUCAACACGCGAGACGCUCUUCCCACGACUCAACCGCCUCCUGACAAGGUCACCAGCAGGAGAGUCUCAGCCGGAAACCUCGCCGGAGCCAAAGUCUGUGGCUGUAUCGGCGGUUGGAGGGUGGCGCGGGAAUAUGACCAAGUUUCUGGUGUUUGGAUCCCCCAUGUUGGGCAUCUUGACGGCGUCUUUCCCCGCUGCCAUGCAUCUGUACACCAUCACCUCGGCAUCGUCGACUCUGGUAGCCAAGCACAUCCUGUCGAGGUUCUUUGUGACGAAUGGCGGAGUAGAGGUAUGCAAGCACAGAGAGAUCCCCGUCAUCCGGCCCAAAAUCCCCAGGAAACCGAUGCCAGAAGGGAGUGGCGUAAAACCUUUGGCAUCGUAG
Molecule: messenger RNA, 1143 nt
Organism: Neoarthrinium moseri
Lineage: Eukaryota; Fungi; Ascomycota; Sordariomycetes; Amphisphaeriales; Apiosporaceae
Exons: 1
Coding region: 1-1143 (380 amino acids)
Biological process (GO): protein insertion into mitochondrial inner membrane from matrix; mitochondrial respiratory chain complex IV assembly
Cellular component (GO): mitochondrial inner membrane
Molecular function (GO): membrane insertase activity
Source: RefSeq, a predicted model, not a curated record